Mucor mucedo is the source of this 1524-nucleotide messenger RNA. RefSeq lists its product as uncharacterized. The record is from RefSeq and is a predicted model, not a curated record. The transcript is spliced from 4 exons. Lineage: Eukaryota; Fungi; Mucoromycota; Mucoromycetes; Mucorales; Mucoraceae. Bases 20 to 1495 code for a protein of 491 amino acids.
CUUUGUCCAAAAAAAAAAAAUGCAAGAUGAUCCCAAUAGACCGAUCGUGGUAAGCGAAGUUCCACCACGAAGGCAACCAAGCGCAAUGUCGUUUUUUAGUCGAUUAGAUCGAAGUCGUUCAGCUAUUUCGGAAAGCUCGAGUCAUAAGCCAAAAACAAGAGAAUCCUCGCCUUCGAAAACUCUCACCCAGACCAUGAUUGAAAAAUGGGUACAUAUGGCGUCCGGUCAAAGAUACGAAAACGUAGUUGAUGCUCCAGACGACCUAUUACCGCCGUGGGUAUCCCCAAUUAGACCAGUGCAAAGAAAUACCCCACAGGAUGUCGAAUUAUCUACAGUGAUUAAAGAUGAAGAAAGUUUUGCCGACGAUAAUUCAGACUGUUCGUUACCUGAAAUCAUCGACCAAACAGGCCCACAAUUAGAAGAGUAUUCAAUUCAGGCCAAUGAUGAAUAUUUAUCACUAUCAUUAUCUUCUGAACCAGAAGAUGCAUCAGAAGCAUACCGUACACCGCGCAACGAAUCUUCCCCAGCAGAUUCAUUGUCGUCACCAGGUCCAGACAUCUUCUGCUCACCACUAGAGGAUUUUUACCCUGAAGCUGCACCUGAGCCGUAUAAAACAUUCCGCGACAAUAACAGUGAUACUGAUUCACAAGCAACAAUUCAAUACGAUUCACAGUCAGACAAUUCGCAAUACAAUAUGCAAGAAAAUAUGUUACACGAAAACGAGGUCAGAAAUCUGUCUAAUUCGCGUAAGGUAGCACCAUACGCUUAUAACAGUGACUUUCAACCAUCAACCUCCAACGACUCUCAAGUCGAUGUCAAUAUACCAGAAGCAUAUAACUCCAAUGAGAACCAAGCGAAUACAGAAACCUCCAGCCCGACAAAUCCUUCUCGUUACGAAGAUGCCGAAGAAAAUACUUCAAAAACCAGUUCGCCAAAUCUUCUUCUCAGUCCUGUUAAUGACGCUGAGAUCUUUCAACACCACUCUCCACCACACAAGUCUUCCGAUUCACAGGACAGAUUUUUCGAAAAUCUGUUGUUUGAUGCAAGUACUGAAACGAAGUCAAUAGAAUCAUAUGUUAGUAGUAGUCGCAAGCAGUACCCACAGUGUAACAGUGAUACCGAAUCCUCUUCUCAGACCAAGCCUGCUACAAAACUACAGAAACUCAAUAAAGAUGAAAAGAAAGAGAAAGGAAAACACAAAGAAUCAUCUUCAACUCGUCUAGUUCAAUCACAAGAAGCAACUAAGCUUAACCGACUGGAACAUAAACCCCUUAAAAGUACACUGAAGACGCCCAAGACAAUCGAGACAUAUUUCUCUAAUUCUUUGGGUACGUCCCAAGAAGGUGAAUUAGAUAUCGGUAGAGAAUCAGUACCUCCCUCAUAUGGUUACCUUGAUACUGAUGUGAAAAAAGAGGGUAUAGAUAGCAAAAAAGAUACAUUGGAGGAUAGAAGGAGAAGACCAAGAAUUGGUCUGUCUAAAAAUGCCUUUAAAUAAAAAAAAUACAAGAUCCUGAUAAAUUAUAG